This is a messenger RNA of Stylonychia lemnae, 1017 nucleotides long. The record is from the annotation of a GenBank genome assembly. Lineage: Eukaryota; Ciliophora; Spirotrichea; Sporadotrichida; Oxytrichidae.
AUGAACACAUUUAUCAUAUUAGGCUUUAUUUCAGCCAUAUUAUAUGGUAUCUUUGUAGAUGGAACAUACUUUAAGAUCUACUUCUCCUUAGUUGCUCUUUACAUUGUGAUCUUCAAUUUCAUCUUUAUUGAUAAGAAAAGCAUUCCUAAGAGAAAGAACAUCACUGCAGUCACUUGGUCAUCACCAUCUGAUCCUACUUCAUAUAUUGUUGUUGAUUUAGAUGUCACCAAGACUCUUGAGUUUUUAAAAAGAAUCAAGUAAGGAUUUAUUAAGGGUAUAGCUAAUAAUUUAUGUAGUGAGUAGCAGAAAGAACAUAGGAUUACUAUGACUCAUGUGAUGACGAAAGCGAUGUUUUUGUCUAAUGAUAGAAACAGAAGAGACGUCGGCAGAAUUAAGUGGGGACACUUCCAAAAAUGUGAUAAGAUUACUUGCUCAAUCCUAGUUGAUAGCGGAAGUGGAAAGGACUUAGUUCCAGUAACAUUACAAGAAGUAUAAAAUGAAUCGAUAUUAGACCUUGCGAGAAUAAUUAAUGAUAAAGUUUAAAGAGCAAAGUCAAAUUAAGAUAAAGAACACAAUGAAGUAACUAAGUUAUUUGGAUUGAUUCCAAACUUUAUUCUCGGAGUCAUCUUAACCGUUGGUUCUUAUCUAGGACAAUGUGUAGGACUUAGCAUUCCACCUCUAGGAAUAAGGGGAAAUGCUUUCGGGCAUGCAGUAUUGACUAAUAUUGGAACUAUGGGACUUGAAUAAGGAUUUGCUCCUCUUCCAUGCCCAUUCCAUUCAAUGUUUAUCAUCUGUUCAGGAAAAGUCAUGAAGAAACCAGUAGUUAUCGAUGGUCAGAUUGUAAUAAGAGACAUUAUGAAUACUGUUUGGACCAUUGAUCACAGAUAUGGAGAUGCAGCACUUGGCCUUAGAUUCAUUAAAAUCUUCUAAGAUUUCACUGAAGACCCAGAAAACUUUGACAUUAACAAGUAUCCUGAUUGCAGAACUUAUGACGCCCCAAAAGAUAAAAAAGCAUGA